UUGUUGUCGUAUGAGGUUCCAGGAAGCCCCUGCCCCAUCGCCCCCAAGAGGGACAAGCGGCCGGAUGGCUCAGUGUGAGAACGGCUGCAGGGUCAAGGUUUGCUUCUUGACACUUUGCUCAUGGCAGAGAGAGGAGAAAUCUCAGCAAGUCAGUGUCAGAUCUCUUGCACCAUCACUGAGUGGAGGAAAUUGAGACACUUGACUUAACCAUGCAGAUAUUAUCUCUCACCAGCGUGCUCUUUUUCUCUCUCCACUAGCUGAGCAGAAUGAAGCUGUUGGCUUGUAUCGUCUUGGCCUCUCUUGCUGCUGCUGCUACUGCACAUCUACACUCAGACCCGACGCUGGAUAACCACUGGGAGCUCUGGAAGAAAACCUAUGGCAAACAAUACAGCCACAAGAAAGAGGAAGGGGAACGGCGCGUGACCUGGGAAAAGAACCUCAAGUUUGUUAUGCUGCAUAACCUCGAGCACUCACUGGGGCUGCAUUCCUAUGAGCUGGGCAUGAACCACCUGGCAGACAUGCCUGACCGGAAUUCCACCUACAGGCCACGGCCUGGCAGCAAAGUGCCUGACUCCAUGGACUGGAGGGACAAAGGAUGUGUUACGGAUGUGAAAUAUCAGGGGUUCUGUAGCUCCUGCUGGGCUUUCAGUGCUGUCGGUGCCCUAGAAGCCCAGGUGAAACUGAAAACUGGAAACCUGGUGUCUCUCAGUGCACAGAACCUAAUCGACUGUUCCACUACAUACGGGAACCAGGGGUGCCUGGACGGAUAUAUGACCAACGCCUUCUGGUACAUCAUCGAUAACGGCAUUGAUUCGGACGAUUCCUAUCCGUACACAGCUCAGAGCGGAACGUGUCACUACAACCCUGCCACGCGAGCUGCCACCUGCUCCAACUUUGUUACACUCCCGCAUGCCAAUGAAACAGCCCUGAAGGAUGCCGUAGCCAAUAUCGGACCCGUGUCAGUCAUGAUAGAUGCGGCACAGCCUUCGUUUUUCCUGUAUAAGUCAGGUACGUUCUCUAAGCUAGAACACCUCGCGCCCGGUGCU
Molecule: messenger RNA, 1046 nt
Organism: Chrysemys picta bellii (western painted turtle)
Lineage: Eukaryota; Metazoa; Chordata; Testudines; Emydidae
Source: RefSeq, a predicted model, not a curated record